AAUUCGCGACAGGCACGUGACUGAACCACUGUCACUACUUGUACUGCUAUUACUACUGCUGCUAUUGCUGCUGCUACUACUUUCACUACUACUGCUAUUGCUAGUAUAACUGCAACCGAUAUUGCUAGUGUAGCUGCUACCGUUUCUGCUGUGCUGCUACUGCCUAAGUCAAAAGUGAUAAAAAGUACUUCCACUGCUACUAGACUGAAACUGCUAUAGAGCUGCUAGCGAGCACUACUGCUGCUGCAAUGGAUCGCACACAGUCCUACCACUCCCGGCAAUCUUCCGUCGGCUCAUCCUUCUCACGUCCGCUCUCCGCCCAACAAGCAGAUCAAGUCAGCUAUGUUCAACGCAUGCGCAUAGCAAAAGGCACAGUCUGGGCAGAGCGUGGUCCGAAGGAUGCCGUCAAUGAGCAGCGAAAGCAAAAAGUAGCUCAAACCAAAAAGCGCGGAUUCGGCAUGAAAAUGUUUCAUGGUGCUCCGCCUGCUCAGCAAGCAAGAACCGGGAAAUCCAAGUUGCAGCCAUAUGCAGCGCCUCAGCAUACUACCCUUAUUCCUCGUCUUUCUGCCUCUGAAGCCAAUGACGAUAAUGAUCAAGACUUUGAUAAUUUCACGUCCAGUGCCAAUUAUGAAGCGAAAAGAACAAGCGCAGCACCAAGCUUAUCCAAGUCAAGUCUACGCAGAUACCCAACGUCAACGCACAACUCGACAUUUACUCCCGACGUGCCCUCUGUGCCAACAUCACCGGUGGGUCUGACCCGUCUCAAUCACCUCGACUCGGGACUUUCCUCAGGUGCCAAUUCUUCAGCACAGCAUGAUAUGCCAUUCCCGGCACCAAAUCAAACUUCCUUCGGUUUUGGUUCAACGAGCGGCUUUGCCACCUCGAGAAGCGGAUCGCCUACCCAGCUUCAGCAAUACACACAACAGCACAUACCCGAUGAUUCGGAUGAUGAAGAAUCCCGAUACCAUCAACCACGACAAAAGCUAUUCAUUGCCAAUGCUGAUAUAUCAGACUCAGAUUAAGUCUUUAUCUGUGUUUGAUAUGAGAAUGAAGCAAUGAACCAAGUAUUGGCAUCCAAUUGUACAGGAUCUGUGAUGUGGCAGCCACCUUUGAGCAUGACACCGAGAUUGAUAUUUGGCUUGGAGAGCUCAAGUCGGAUGUUGGUGUAGUUUU
This is a messenger RNA of Protomyces lactucae-debilis, 1173 nucleotides long. RefSeq lists its product as uncharacterized. NCBI's taxonomy places the organism in Eukaryota, Fungi, Ascomycota, Taphrinomycetes, Taphrinales, Protomycetaceae. The record is from RefSeq and is a predicted model, not a curated record. The coding region runs from base 249 to 1022 and encodes 257 amino acids. The transcript is spliced from 2 exons.